This is a messenger RNA of Bactrocera tryoni, 850 nucleotides long. RefSeq names its product FUN14 domain-containing protein 1B. The transcript has 4 exons. Gene Ontology annotation, cellular component: mitochondrial outer membrane. Lineage: Eukaryota; Metazoa; Arthropoda; Insecta; Diptera; Tephritidae. Gene Ontology annotation, biological process: autophagy of mitochondrion. The coding region runs from base 134 to 664 and encodes 176 amino acids. The record is from RefSeq and is a predicted model, not a curated record.
GUUGGAAGAAAAAAUUGUUUGUGAUUGUUUCGGGAUAAUCUUUGUAAUUUUACUAAGAAUAGACGAAGGAAAUUCCAUAUUCAAAACAUAAAUAACAGCAUUAUCUGCUGAACCGUGCAAACACAUAAGAGGCAUGAGCGAUUGGUCAAAAUCACAAAAAAACGCUAAUAACGCUAGAGUCGAGAAAAUGACGGAAGACGCAUCAAAGUUUCUGGGUGGUGUCCUCGGUGAUAUAAGCUCACGAUCAGCGUACACUCAAAUAGCUAUCGGUGCCACUUCAGGAUGGUUUACUGGUUUUGCAACAAUGAAAAUUGGCAAAUUUGCAGCUUUCGCCAUCGGAGGUGGUAUUAUUUUAAUGGAAAUUGCCCAUCAAGAAGGUUUUAUUGAAAUCGACUGGUCGAAAAUCACAGGAAAACUUGAUAAAGUCACUGACAAAGUUGAAACAGCCGUAACUGGCCAAGAAAAAAAUUGGAUUGAGAAGACUGAACGUUUUGUUGAUCGCAAACUUGAUCGUGCAGAGAACAUAUUAAAGUCAAAAACAAAGAAAGCCAAAAAAUGGUACAGCAAACUUAUUGGCGACGAAAAUGGACCCAAAGUAAACGAUCUUCACAUUUUCUUAACGGCCUUCGUAGGCGGAAUUGCAUUAGGUGUAGCUUCGGCUUAAUAAUUGUAAAUCUCAACCUUAUUCUGCGAUGUUAUUCUUACCUAUACCGAGCAUCUCAUUCAUAACACACAUACUAUUAACUUCAUAUAAUUUUACUAAGUUUGAUUUAUAAAGCGAAUAUGAUGUAAUUGAUAUCAUAACAGUGCUUGAAUAAAAGGCGUUGAAUAUUCAAUCAAUAAAAAAUUA